UUAUACAUGCAAUGCCCAUAACAUCAAAUAUUUUGCUUUGCGAUGUUGUGCUCUAUCUGUAGGGAACACUACGAGAAAUGUAAGGUGCAACACCCAAAUUCAAUCGAUCGCACGCAUCAAACUAACUUUCCAACUUGGUUCAAGCAUCGUGUAAGUUAUUUUCCAACCUUAUCUACGUACUGAAAACAAACAUGUUUCCUCGAUAUGUUUUUUAACGAUGACAAUUAAUCACAUUGUGGAUUUUCAACAAUUUUGGUAUAGAUCCAGGAACAUCGUAUCAAGAAUCCACAUGAUGUGUCCGAGGAUCUUUAUGCGUUAGCUUGCGGGCCUGAUCGUUGGGUUGCAUCAUAUGCUGCAAGCAUAAUAAAUGGGAAAAGGUUUCAUACGAAGCAGCGUGAACUUCGCCGUCGUACGCAAAAUUCUGGGGUGUUGGUGACUGGGGACGAGGAUACAAAUAAUGCCGACUUUUAUGGUGUUAUUAAUAAUAUCAUAGAGUUACGCUAUAUGGAGUGGCGUCGGGUGUACCUAUUUCAGUGUGAUUGGUUUGACGUUGGUGAUAAAAAACGAGGGGUGCGGGUGGAUGACCAUAUGAUUAGUGUCAACAUGAACAGGACUUGGUAUAAGGAUGAACCGUUCGUGUUGGCGAGUCAGGCAGAUCAAUGUUUCUACAUAAGAGAUUUAAGGGCGAAAGGGAAUUGGGGUGUUGUGCAGAACUAUACAAAUAGGAAUGUAUACAACAUUCCAUCAGUGUCGACUACUAUAGAAGAUAUUAAUGAUGGCGAUUCAAGUAUUAAUGAGGCCGAUCAGGAAAAUGAGUCAUCAAAUUAUUAUGAACCAGUGCAGAGUGAUAAUGAAAAUCCAGUGUCAACUCCACUUGAUAGGCUUGAUAUACCACCUAGCCAUAUUGAUGCACGAGAAGUCAUGGCUAGUGAUGGUCAAUGCAACUCUUCAUCCGGGUUUAUUAAUGAUGACAUGCUUACUUCUGGUUCUGGAGAUGCGGAUAGUGAGGGGGAAUAUUCAGAUGAGGAUGACCUAUCAACAGACGAAGAGUCUAUGUCAGAGAAAUAAGCAAAAGCUAGAAACAUCACAUGAGUUGAGGUUACAAGAAAACAAAACUGUGUUGCCAUCUUCUUGGCUUUACAAUUUAUCAUGCAAUCCCAUCUUGAAGCUGGAGGCAUGAGGAGCAGUAUUAAUUAUCAAGGUGAUCGCGCGGGACCUAGUUCUAGAGGCGGAGGGAGAAUCCGGGGUAUUCGUGCAAGGCGCCACGUACCGUACUCGGCUCGCCACAACCGACCACGGGGAGCAAAAAUCUCCUCAGUUUAUAGCCCUGAGGAGUGUAAUCAAGAGUCCUCGGAUGAUUCCACACAGCCCCCAAGCCCCCCACCAUCCACCAACCCAAUUCCCACACCAGCGCCUAUUCGAGAACCCUCACCGGUGCGGGAACAAUCACCUACUAGAGAACAUGCAAGAUUGGAAGACUCACCCCAAAUUGUUGCAGACGCCCCCACGGAGCCCGUACUAACGCAGCAACAGAGGUUACGAAAACGUGGGCCCGCUCGAUGCAUUGAGUUUGAGAAGGUGAGAAAGAACGGGAAAGUGAUUUUAAAGAUAAACGAUGGUGAGACUGCCCCUUGUUGUGAUCAUGCCCCUAUGUUCACAACACGAGUAUCAUGGAUUGUGAAACAAUAUUGUGACAUGAGUUAUGCGCGAUGGACUGAUGUCCCACAAGCGAUGAAAGAGGAGCUAAUUGACCGUGUUCGGGCUGACUUUGUGUUAGACUGGGAAAGGGAAAACCACCGGUUGACGGUGACAAAGGCACUUCGUAAGCGCUUCAACUCCUUCCAUCAUGACUUGCACAAGAUUUACCAAUCCUUUGGAAGCCAUGAAGAAGCUUUAGCUAAUGGCACAAGCAUGGUGGACCCACUUGUAUGGGUGAAGUUGUGUGGCAGGUGGGGCAGUGAGGCCUUUAAGAAAAUGUCUUCUCAGAACCGGGAGAACCGAAAGAAGCAAGCAAUUAAUCACACAUCAGGACGUAAAUCAUUCGUCCGAAUACUUGAGCAAAAGCGCGCUGAGAAUGGAAAUUUGGUGGACUUCUAUAAAGAGACACGCUGGUCGAAGAAAAAGAAUAAGUUCGUGACAGAUGCUACUGAAGAACAUUACAAGGAGAUGCAAGGUAGAUUGGAUGGCCUAGAACCAGAGGAACGAAGUGGUGAGGCAGCAGCGACGGUCUUUAGGGAGGUCCUCGGACAUCGACCUGGAUAUGCACGAGGACUUGGGGAGAUGGUCAUCCCCGAGUCAAGUAGACAACGUGACCAAGUUAAAAUGCAAUGCUACCAGUCAGAGAUUGAAAGAUACAAGAAAGAUGCUGAACAACAUAAGAAAGAUGCCGAAGACUAUAAGAGUCAGCUGGAUGAAAUGAGAUCAGAGGUGCGGGCUCUUAGGGAGCAUGCGAUUCAAACUGAUAGGCUGCUGCAAGCGUUCUUUAAGGAUCAUCCCACAUUCACUGAGUCAUAUCGCCAGACUCAGUGUAAUGAUUCCCCCGACCCAUAAGGGGGGGGUCGAGUGUUUUUUGGCAUUUUGGGUGCUUUUUUGUUAGUCAAAAAGACAGCUGGGCAGUAAUCUAUAUAUAUAUAUAUAUACAUAUUACUAUAUAUAUAUAUAGUAAGGGGUAUAUGCCAACACAUGGGAUAUUGGGGAAGUUUAGGCCCGACGACUGGAUCGUUAGAAGUUUUUGAGCAUUUGAUAUUAAAUCGAUGGUUCCAGUUCGUCGUUUCAAUGGCAAUUCCUCUGACUUCAAAACCAACAGGUAAGUACUCACAUAUAAUCUUCAAAUAAACUUGGCCGAGUUGGCCACAACACUAGUUUUAAGGAUUUUCAGUUUCCUCUUUGCAUGCACACUAAUAUAAUUUUACGUUUAUUUGUUGCUUCUAUGUUGGUAUAUUCCUAAUGGCUAUGUUAAUCCUUUUUUUUUAGUUGGUUUAUUGUACAAAUGCAGUAAUAUUGUCUUUCCUCCACGUUCAAGGCUUCUGAAGUUGAAUGAUGGUGGCGGCUUCAACUUGGGGGUCCAAGUCAGUUAUAGAAUAUCUGAAGAGAUAUGAGAGCAAUGAUGAGGAAGGAAGGAAAUUAGGAAAAGAACAAAAGGACGAAGAAUGUGGUCCAAAGUAAACCAGAUGUAAAAGGUGUUUUAGUCGUGGAUGAAGAUCCAGUUUGUCACAAACCAGUUAAUCUUGAAGCGGAAAACAAUGAUGAUUCAGCUGGUAAAAGGAAUUUACAUUUUGGCUUCUUGAAUUUUCUUGUUCCAUAUGUGUAUGAGUUUGUUAUUAUGGGGUGUUAAAAAUUUUCUGCCGUUUGAUGUUGGAGAAGAGAACGUAUAUCGAAGGAAGACUUUUUGAAGUCAAGGCAGAAAGUAAAAGUAGAAGAGAAGCCCAAGGUACUUUGGAAUAUUAUCAUAAACCUGUCAUGUGUGAGGAGCGGUAUAGUGAGUUUAUAAAAUUCUUGUGAGUAUUUUAUACCUCAAACCUGUUUUCUUUGGUUGGUGGACUGGUCAACUUUUACCCUUGAGCCCAUGUUACUCAAUUAUGCUGACAAAUGCCACUGUGGCCGUUCAGUAUUUUUCAUGUUUCAGCAUAAAAGAAAUUUCCAUUUUAUUACAAGAAUUACAAUUCUCAUGAAUGAAGGAAAUUGGUGUUUGUAACAGAUAUAUUAGGAUAAAGAGUGCAUGUGCAUAUACCUGGGCGUUUAUUUUUUCUUUGUUUUUUCCCCUUUUACAUUUCCCAAAUCUUGCAAGAACUUAAUUGUGGAAGGGAUAGAUUCAGGUUGUACAAAUUGCAGUCUGAUGAUGUUCGUGACUAUGAAAAAUUUUCCUUUUCUUGUUCUUUUAAUCUCUUAUGAGGCUUUGGUGAAAAUGUUACAGUAAUUCUGCUAGUUGUCAAAGAGACUCGGUGGUUAUUUACAAAUGACUAUUAUUAAGUGUUGGCAGACACAGAUCAAUUCUAUUAUGGAAGGCGUUAAACCAUGAGGUUGUAGAGGAUGAAAAGGUUUUCCAUUUAAUAUGGAGAAGAAGUUGGAAGUUGGGGAAGGGCUUGGCUCAAAAGCGGGAAGCUGAAGCUAAGCUGCAGGAAUUGGAACUUAAGAAGGAAAAGCCAUUUGCACAAACCAGAUGGGAACAUUCUUCAAAGCUUUAAAACAUUGUGCUGUUCAUUGGCGUGCACUGAAGGCACCAACAAGCACAACUUGGUAGUUCUUUGAUUUUGGAUGUAGUAGAGGAUUGAACAUGUUUCAAAUAUUAGUGAUUAUAUUUCUCUUCACAUCUUUGUAGCUCAGCUUGUACUUGAUAUGACAGUAUAAUGCACCACCCAGUGUAAAAAUAUAUAUGA
This is a messenger RNA of Carya illinoinensis, 4376 nucleotides long. RefSeq lists its product as uncharacterized. The coding region runs from base 1150 to 2550 and encodes 466 amino acids. NCBI's taxonomy places the organism in Eukaryota, Viridiplantae, Streptophyta, Magnoliopsida, Fagales, Juglandaceae. The transcript has 10 exons. The record is from RefSeq and is a predicted model, not a curated record.